AUGUCACCAGUAUCUUUCUGCGAUCUGAAAUUAACCAUUUUAUAUUUCACACAAACAUUUAAAAACGCAGAGAAGUAGUAAUAACAAUGUGGGAUGUGGUGGGAUUAAGUUUAGUAGCUUUGCUAGUAAUAUACUUAACUUACUGGAUUAACCAAUGGAGGAAUCCAAAAUGCAAUGGGGUUCUCCCUCCGGGUUCUAUGGGAUUGCCUCUCAUUGGAGAGACUCUUAGUUUGCUUACUCCCUGCUACUCCCUUGAUCUUCAUCCAUUCCUUAAGAAGAGACUCCAAAGAUACGGACCCAUUUUUCGGACUAGUUUGGUGGGCAAGCCAGUUCUCGUAUCAGCUGAUCCCGAAUUUAACAAAUAUGUAAUUCAGCAAGAAGGGAGGAUGGUUGAACUAUGGUACUUGGACACAUUUUCUAAGAUUUUUGUGCUGGAAGGAGAGUCUGGGUUAAAUAAAAUUGGUGUGAUUCACAAGUACUUAAGGAGCAUUUUCCUGAAUCACUUUGGCUCUGAAUGCAUUAAGGAAAAGUUGCUCCCUCAAAUAGAAGAAACUAUCAACAAACAUUUAUGUGCCUGGUCAAGCCAGGAAUCUGUUGAAGUGAAAAAUGCAAUCUCAGUUAUGGUUUUAAACUUUAGUGCACAACAUAUGAUCGGUUAUGAUGCCAAAACAGCUCCCGAAAACCUGGGUGAGGGAUAUCAUAGAGUCACCCAAGGUUUUAUGUCCUUCCCCUUGAAUGUUCCUGGCACAGCUUACCAUAAUUGUAUAAAGGUCCAUGAGAAGCUGACAACCAUGUUGAGGAAUAUGAUAAGGGAGAGACGCAAGUCACCUGAGAAGCGCCGAGGAGAUUUCCUUGACCAAGUCAUCACCGACAUAGAUCAAGAGAAGUUCUUGUCGGAGGACUUCUGUGUACACAUGAUAUUUGGGGGCUUAUUUGCUACCUUUGAUGCUAUUUCAACAGUAUUGACAUUAUUUUUCAGUUUACUUGCAGACCAUCCUGUGGUUUUACAAGAGCUGACAGCUGAGCAUGAGGCACUGCUCAAAAAUAGAGAAAACCCAAAUUCUGCACUUACAUGGGAUGAAUAUAAAUCGAUGACUUUUACCCUUCAAGUUAUCAAUGAAACUCUGAGGCUGAGUAAUGCUAUCCCAGGCUUGUUUCGUAGAGCAUUGAAGGAUAUCCCGGUAAAUGGAUACACAAUACCGGCUGGGUGGACGAUUUUGCUUGUUACCCCUGCUCUUCAUUUAACUUCCGACACGUUCAAGGAUCACUUGGAGUUCAAUCCAUGGCGUUGGAAGGACCUUGAUUCCCUUGUUAUAUCUAAGAACUUCAUGCCGUUUGGUGGCGGAUUAAGGCAAUGUGCUGGGGCUGAGUACACCAGAGCGUUCUUGUCCACCUUUCUUCAUGUUUUGGUCACCAAAUAUAGGUGGACAACUGUAAAAGGCGCACGGAUUUCUCGAAGUCCUAUGUUGGCAUUCGGGGAUGGCGCUCACAUUAAGUUCUCUGAGAAGAAAAACAACUGAGAUGUUAUUCUGAUUCUGUAUGGAAAAUAUGAAAAAUGUAGUUGGAAUAAUUUAGGGCUGGCCCAAAGCAGGUGGAUGCUAUGCGCUUGCAUACUAAGGUGCCGCCCUCUAGUUAUAGAAUGUACUAGAAAAUUGUCCGCACGUUGCUCGGGUUUUGAAUCCUUAAUGCAAGACAGGCAUGAAUAAUUUCGACAAAAAGACGGAGGAUGUGAAGCUUAUAUACCGAAGGUUUCUAUUCUUGUACAUCUAAACAAUAAAAUGAAGAAAGAAAAAUUCACCAAAAAAA
Messenger RNA from Malus domestica (apple), 1806 nucleotides. The record is from RefSeq and is a predicted model, not a curated record. NCBI's taxonomy places the organism in Eukaryota, Viridiplantae, Streptophyta, Magnoliopsida, Rosales, Rosaceae.